Zonotrichia albicollis (white-throated sparrow) is the source of this 689-nucleotide messenger RNA. It is a transcript of the gene PITHD1, whose product is annotated as PITH domain containing 1. The record is from RefSeq and is a predicted model, not a curated record. Gene Ontology annotation, cellular component: nucleus. Lineage: Eukaryota; Metazoa; Chordata; Aves; Passeriformes; Passerellidae.
GCCUGGGCGCCGCGCAUGCGCGCUGGGCGGUGGCGGCGCGGCCAUGGCGCACGGGCACGGGCCCGGCCGGUGCCGCUGCUGCGGGGAGGAGGCGGCGGAGCGCGGCGCGGCCUGGGGGCUCUACCUGCGCAUCGACCGGCAGCGCCUGCAGUGCCUCAACGAGCGCCGCGAGGGCUCCGGAGCCACCGUGUUCCGGCCCUGGGAGGAGCGCGGGGACCGCUCGCAGUUUGUGGAAAGUGACGAUGAUGAGGAGCUGCUCUUCAACAUCCCGUUCACGGGCAGUGUGAAGUUGAAAGGAGUCAUUGUGAUGGGCGAGGACGAUGGGACACACCCGGCUGAGAUGAGGCUGUUCAGGAACAUUCCUCACAUGUCCUUUGAUGACACAGCCAAGGAACCAGAGCAGACCUUCAGCCUGAGCCGGGAUCCCCUGGGAGAGCUGGAAUAUCCCACCAAAAUCGCCCGUUUCUCCAACGUUUACCACCUCUCCAUGCACUUCCCAAAGAACUUCGGAGCUGAGACAACCAAGAUUUUUUAUAUCGGCCUGAAGGGGGAGUGGACGGAGGCUCAUCGCCACGAAGUCACCAUCUGCAACUACGAAGCCUCGGCGAACCCGGCCGACCACAAGCUGGAACAGAUCACCCCCCAGACUCACUUCAUCUCCUAACGGGAGCCCGCCCGGGGCAGGACGG